Oppia nitens is the source of this 1167-nucleotide messenger RNA. RefSeq lists its product as uncharacterized. The record is from RefSeq and is a predicted model, not a curated record. NCBI's taxonomy places the organism in Eukaryota, Metazoa, Arthropoda, Arachnida, Sarcoptiformes, Oppiidae. The transcript is spliced from 4 exons. The coding region runs from base 43 to 1167 and encodes 374 amino acids.
UUAUUCAAAUCCAAACCGUCAUAUUUAGAAAUUUUAUGAUAAAUGUCUUCAACAGAAAUAAUGUGUUUUAUUAUAAUUUUAUCUAUAAUACAAUUACAUGAUAGUCUCGAUACUCCCGGUGCUAAUGUAGUGGUCAGACCCACAAACUCUAGUCCACCGGAAAUGUGUGUUCAUUCGUCACGAUUUGAUUCAAUCACUCAAUUCAUAUAUUAUGAUAAUGUAAAUCUAAAGCCGGGAUAUUUCUUUGCCAAAAAUGGUUAUUAUUGGAUAUUAGACAGCGAUGUGAUGCCGACGGCUGACAAUUGUAAAGGUCGACUACCCGAUGAUUUUCGGGCCGACGCCGCCUUUUUCCGGAUGUGGAAGCGCUGUGUCGAUGACAUAAUUGUACCAAUGAUUGUGAUUGUCGACUCUGACCUUAAUUCUGAAUAUGGCGUUAAUCUCAAAAGUAAGACUUAUUUGAUUCAUAAUUCUUCGUGGAUUAACACCGUUGAUCACCGACUCAAUGAUCCGUCACUCAAACACUUAUGGCUUUAUCCGGGCUUUCAAUCUGUUGACGCAAUCAUCAACUUUAGUAACAUAAAAGUCGGUCCAAUGGCUAAAAAGUUGGGCGACGAGAGUAUAUUUGUGAUGACAUCGGCUCUUAAUAAUACCUAUUAUUACGAUUGGGUUCGACUUAUUGGAUGUUUAGACAAUGAGUUCAAGUUUAAUGGGAAAGCCGUCAACUUUUUUGGUGGUCCACUAUAUCGAGCUCUUUGGAAAAUGAAUACAUCUGUGGACGCGGCUAUGGUUUACACUAUGUAUCCAAUGGUUGACCCGAAUGUGGGACCAUUAGAGGGAGACAUCAGUUUGUUUCAGGAGAACUCUCACUACCAGUUCUCCGUUGACUUAGAAUUAGUGGCUAAUGGUCAUCUCUACUCCAAUAACCUGAUAACCCAAUACUAUUCAACGUGGUUGGAGUGCGCACCGGGAACUACACCCGAACCGCCAAUAGUACCGUCAAAGUUUACAACAGAUCCGUCAAAUUUAGAUGAAAAGACCACAACUAUAGUUAUUAAAACAUCCAAUUGGCCAAUACUUGCAGAUAAUGCCAAUGAAGAAAAAGGAGACAUUGAUUUCAUAUUAAUAAUUAAGUCUAUUCUUAAGUCUAAAGACAAACAAUAUUUCUAA